Suillus subaureus is the source of this 579-nucleotide messenger RNA. RefSeq lists its product as uncharacterized. The transcript has 5 exons. The record is from RefSeq and is a predicted model, not a curated record. Lineage: Eukaryota; Fungi; Basidiomycota; Agaricomycetes; Boletales; Suillaceae. The coding region runs from base 1 to 579 and encodes 192 amino acids.
AUGUGCAAGUUGCAGUUCAGCAAUAAUGAGCUGUUGACCCAAAAGUGCCACCUGAAGCAUGAUAAAGCUGAAACCCUUGCCUCCUUGGACCAACACCACCAAAAAGAACUUGCUGAUUUGCAGAACCAGAUGGUGCUUGGUCUUCAAGAUGCACAGCGUGAGGCUCAGAUUGAACAAGAUGCUGCAGUGGCUGAGAGAGAGGCUCUGUUUCAACAAGAGGCCAAUCUCGCAAGAGAAAAGUUGUUGGCUGAGAAAGAAGCUGAGUUAAGCUGUUUGACUGCUGAGUAUAGAUCCAAAGUAGCUUUGUUGGAUGCUCCUGAUACAAACUCUGAGUCUGAAUCAGACAAGGAGUCUCAGACUGGCAUCCAGGGCAAUGCCGAAUCUCCCCUUAGUGCUAUCUUAGGCAAUGUUCCAAUUCAGAAUUCCACCAUUGGCAUGCUGGCAGAGGCACUCACAAAAGUGCUUCAGACUCCAGAGGUAGUGUCCCACCGGGCAGCCCGAUUGACAUGGGAAAAAAAGAAACCUUUUAUCAAAAAAUUCACUGAUCUCCAACACCGAGACAACAAGGCAAACAUCUGA